CGCUUCUCACUUGACUUUGAGUGUCCGGCGGUCGCUGGAGCCGGGAGGCGGAGGCAAGUGAGGCAGCCGGGCUCAGCCCACACCCCUCACCAGGAGGCACCAUGUGGCGAUGUCCACUGGGGCUGCUGCUGCUGCUGCUGCUGGCUGGCGAGUUGGCCCUGGGUGCCCGGCGGGGUCGUGGGCGCCGGGAGCUUGCACCGGCUCUGCACCUGCGGGGCAUCCGGGAUGCGGGUGGCCGGUACUGCCAGGAGCAGGACCUGUGCUGCCGUGGCCGUGCCGAUGACUGCGCCCUGCCCUACCUGGGUGCUACCUGUUACUGUGACCUCUUCUGCAACCGCACCGUCUCCGACUGCUGCCCUGACUUCUGGGACUUCUGCCUCGGCGUGCCACCCCCCUUUCCCCCCAUCCAAGGAUGUAUGCACAGGGGUCGCAUCUAUCCAGUCUUGGGAACCUACUGGGACAACUGUAACCGGUGCACCUGCCAGGAGAAAGGGCAGUGGGAGUGUGACCAGGAGCCAUGCCUGGUGGACCCAGACAUGAUCAAGGCCAUCAACCAAGGCAACUAUGGGUGGCGGGCUGGGAACCACAGUGCCUUCUGGGGCAUGACCCUGGAUGAGGGCAUUCGAUACCGCCUGGGCACCAUCCGCCCAUCUUCCUCCGUCGCCAAUAUGAAUGAGAUUCAUACAGUACUGGGCCCAGGGGAGGUGCUGCCCAGAGCCUUCGAGGCCUCUGAGAAGUGGCCCAACCUGAUCCACGACCCUCUGGAUCAAGGCAACUGUGCAGGCUCCUGGGCCUUCUCCACGGCAGCCGUGGCGUCAGAUCGAGUCUCAAUCCAUUCUCUGGGGCACAUGACACCUGUCCUAUCGCCCCAGAACCUGCUGUCUUGUGACACGCACAACCAGCAGGGUUGCCAAGGUGGGCGUUUGGAUGGUGCCUGGUGGUUCCUGCGACGACGAGGGGUGGUGUCUGACCACUGCUACCCAUUCUCUGGCCACGAGCGGAAUGAGGCUGGCCCUGCACCCCGCUGCAUGAUGCACAGUCGAGCCAUGGGUCGGGGCAAGCGCCAGGCUACUGCCCGCUGCCCUAAUAGCUAUGUCCACGCCAAUGACAUCUACCAGGUCACUCCUGCCUACCGCCUUGGCUCCAACGAGAAGGAUAUCAUGAAGGAGCUGAUGGAGAACGGCCCCGUUCAAGCCCUCAUGGAGGUGCACGAGGACUUCUUCCUAUACCAGAGCGGCAUCUACAGCCACACACCUGUGAACCACGGGAGGCCGGAGAGAUACCGCAGGCAUGGGACCCACUCGGUCAAGAUCACAGGGUGGGGCGAGGAGACGCUGCCGGAUGGAAGGAUGCUCAAAUACUGGACGGCGGCCAACUCCUGGGGCCCAGGCUGGGGCGAGAGGGGCCACUUCCGCAUCGUGCGCGGCGCCAACGAGUGCGACAUCGAGAGCUUCGUGCUGGGCGUCUGGGGCCGCGUGGGAAUGGAGGACAUGGGUCACCCCUGAGGCCGCGGGCACCACGCUGGGAAGAGCCCCCUGUGGGGCGGCAGCCUCCGCCCCCCGCCCGCUUGCCCGACGGAGCUCUGGCGCCAGGGGUCUAAUCCCCGCAGGUUCGCUGACACAGCGCCCUGCCUGGGAGCCGCGGGCAGGCAAGGCUGGUGGAGCCCCCAGACCUCCCAGCCGGGACAGAGCAGGGCCUGGCGGGGGUGGAGUAAGACCCCCACGCAAGACCACUGAAGCCAGGACACCCCCAAGUCUCGGGCCCCACCACCCCACCCUUGUACUCUUAUUCUUCAAAGGUAUUUAUUUUUCUUUUCACUAUUUUAAA
Molecule: messenger RNA, 1827 nt
Organism: Phacochoerus africanus (Common warthog)
Lineage: Eukaryota; Metazoa; Chordata; Mammalia; Artiodactyla; Suidae
Gene: TINAGL1
Product: tubulointerstitial nephritis antigen like 1
Exons: 12
Coding region: 102-1505 (467 amino acids)
Biological process (GO): proteolysis
Cellular component (GO): lysosome
Molecular function (GO): cysteine-type peptidase activity
Source: RefSeq, a predicted model, not a curated record